Messenger RNA from Lasiodiplodia theobromae, 1371 nucleotides. Its product is annotated as Prenyl protease. NCBI's taxonomy places the organism in Eukaryota, Fungi, Ascomycota, Dothideomycetes, Botryosphaeriales, Botryosphaeriaceae. Gene Ontology annotation, biological process: CAAX-box protein processing. Gene Ontology annotation, molecular function: metalloendopeptidase activity. Gene Ontology annotation, cellular component: endoplasmic reticulum membrane. The transcript is spliced from 3 exons. The record is from RefSeq and is a predicted model, not a curated record. Bases 1 to 1371 code for a protein of 456 amino acids.
AUGAUCCAGGCACUGCUACAGCGCCUGGCCCGGUUCUUGGACCGCCCGUUCUUCCCUUGGAAGAAUCUAGUCUUGGGCUUUUCCGUCGGGCAAUUCUUGCUCGAAAACUGGCUCCUUUUCCGUCAAUUCGGCGUCUACCAGCGUACGGCGCGUCCCAAGGCUCUUGAACAUGAAGUAAACCAGGAGACCUUCGACAAAAGCCAGGCAUACGGUCGCGCCAAAGCCAAGUUCAGCUUCGUGUCCUCGUUCUUCGGUCAGCUUAAGUCUCUCGCAACGAUCCAGUACGGCUGGUAUCCCAAGAUCUGGGCUUUGACUGGUGUCUGGCUUGCUCGCUUCGCUCCAUCUUUCAUCUCUGGAGAAAUUGGCCACUCGCUUUUGUUCCUCUUUGCCUUCAGCCUGAUCGACACCAUCUUCAGCCUGCCCUUCACAUACUACCAGAACUUUGUGUUGGAGGAGGAGUUUGGCUUCAACAAGUUGACCGUCAAGCUAUGGAUUACGGACAUGCUCAAGGGCCAGGCUCUUGGCAUUGUUUUCGGAGUGCCUAUCAUGAGCGCUUUCCUGGCCAUCAUUCAGAAGACCGGUACCAAUUUCUUCUACUACCUCUGGAUGUUCAUGCUUGCCGUUCAGGUCUCGGCCAUCACAAUCUACCCGAUUCUCAUUGUGCCCCUCUUCAACAAGCUGUCUCCUCUUGAGCCCGGACCUCUAAAGGAGGGCGUCGAGGCGCUCGCAGCCAAGUUGAAGUUCCCUCUUACCGAACUUCAAGUCAUCGACGGGAGCAAGCGGAGCGCCCACAGCAAUGCUUAUUUCACCGGCUUGCCCUGGAAGAAGAAGAUUGUGAUCUACGACACGCUCCUCGAGAAGAGCUCCAACAAGGAGGUUGAAGCUGUUUUGGCGCACGAGCUCGGUCACUGGAGUAUGGGUCACACAACCAAGCUGCUCGGAAUCAGCCAGUUUCAUUUGUUCUACAUGUUUGCCUUGUUCUCGGUCUUUAUCAAUAACCGCUCGCUCUUCGAAUCCUUUGGCUUCCGCAACGAGCAGCCCAUUCUCAUUGGCUUCCUCUUGUUCAACGAGGUCUUGGGCCCGACUGAUUCGGUCAUCAAGCUCUUGAUGAACAUCCUGACCAGGAAAUUCGAAUUCGAAGCUGAUGCGUUUGCAGUCAAGCAAGGCUAUGCACAGGAGCUUGCCGGAUCGCUCAUCAAGCUCCAAAUCCAGAACCUCUCCGCGAUGGACGCCGACUGGAUGUAUUCCAGCUUCCACUAUUCGCACCCGAUCCUGACGGAAAGGCUGCGAGCAAUCGGCUACAAGGGCGAAAAGGCAUCAAAGACCGAUGACAGCGAGAAGCCCGCCAAGGCUGCCGACCGUGAGCUGUAA